AUGCUGCUCUCCGGACUCACUCUCAUUGCACUCAGUGCUUCCACCCUGGCCCAACUGUCAGGCGCAGGCGUGCAGUCCAAUGCCAGUCUGCCAACGAAUGCAUCACGGGUAUAUGCGACUCUUCAACUCGUAAAUGUGCUCGAGGCUCUACCGGUGACGGUUGCGGCUCCGGAUAUGACUGCGCUUCUAAUCGUUGCACUGGUGGUCGGUGUUCAUCUUGUCAGAGUGGACAGGGGGUUGGCCUUCCCCCUGGAUCUCCCUGUCCUGGUGUUUCAGAUCCCGACCCGUGCUGCAGCAGCCAUUGCCGAGUGGACGCGUCAGCCCCCGGAGGCUUCAGGUGCCAAUCCAACACUCAGCCUUGAGGAGGAAAUGUCCAGUUAUUUCUUGCUCCCGGUAUUCAGCUGCUCUUCCUGUGUUAUACAAUAA
Molecule: messenger RNA, 426 nt
Organism: Diaporthe citri
Lineage: Eukaryota; Fungi; Ascomycota; Sordariomycetes; Diaporthales; Diaporthaceae
Exons: 7
Coding region: 1-426 (141 amino acids)
Source: RefSeq, a predicted model, not a curated record